This is a messenger RNA of Somion occarium, 1556 nucleotides long. The record is from the annotation of a GenBank genome assembly. Lineage: Eukaryota; Fungi; Basidiomycota; Agaricomycetes; Polyporales; Cerrenaceae.
GUUGCAUUGGCCACUUAAAUAUUUGGACCAUAUGGUCACGUUACCAGUGGGCCAAGACGGCCACCAUGUGAAGUCAAAUAUUUUUUCACCCAGCAACAACUGCGCGGAUUCGAUAACCAUGGUUGUCGUCACAUUUCCGACCCAGUUUCUCCAGAAAUAUCUUCAGUUUUCGAGGAACAAUAUUUCUGCUACUAGAAAGACUUUCCCAGAUGACAUCCUAAUCAAGAUCCUUGACUUCACAUGGCGCGACAAGCACGAUCUCUGUUCAUUUUCCCUGGUCUGCGGAUCGUGGUUCACUGUGGCUCAUCCUUACAUGUACCGGCGCGUCACAAUUGAAUCCGACGAGGAUCUAAGCCAACUCGAGCAGCUUCUCGGUCAAAACACCGUACCGCUUCAGUCCUGGAUUCGCGAGCUAGUCCUCAUUGUUUCUCCUUCACGGGACGAAUGGAUAUUUAAUUCCGAAUUCUCAACCAAGCUCCCUGCUUUGCAUGAUAUUCAACUACAUACUACGUCUGGACAAAUGCUCCCCGAUCUUCGUGAAUGGGCGACGAAUGCUGGUCUUCCGCAUCUUCAGAACUUGCAUACUCUUAGGCUCAAUCAACUAGCACGUGGUGGAUUAACUGUCGCUGAGCUAUCCGACCUUGUCUGCCUCUUACCGCGGCUUCGCCACCUCAAAGUCAGUAUUCAAACUUUCCAUCAGGUCGAAGAAGGUGCAUAUAUUCCUCCAGAACCAACCUUCCUUUCGGACUUGGAGUCUGUCCAUAUAACACUCACUUGGCUGGUCAACGACGAUCAAGCGUCCGUUUGGCCACCCAUUGAGUUCCUCCAAUGGAUGGCAAGACCGUCGAAUCUGAAAAUUCCGAGACUACUCAAGCUUUCUGGCGAGAUGUUCUGCGAUCAUCCGUUCAUGGAUGCAGCAAAUAGCCUUAUCAUUGAUCCAGCUAGUGCCACUGUCGUUCUCAACAUCGGCUACACAAUGCAUGGGGCUCGGACGACUGAUAUCAUCGAUACCAAUGUUCGUGUGCAAUUGAGGAAUGAAGACGGACGCAGCGUCGCGUUCGUGCAAUGCUUCACACGCAACGAUCCAUUGGAUAUGUUGAUCUUGUUCAAACACCAUAGCAGAGUGGAAACCAUCUUUCUCACUGCAAUGUUUGAAGGAGAUUCAACUUGUUCGCUGUUGAUGGAUCUGGAUAGGUUUUUUGCAUCCGAUAGUAGGUUCCCUCGGCUGAAGAGGGUAUAUAUGUUCCCGGAACGCAGAGACAAGGGAACAUAUGCUAAAAUGGAGAAGACGAUGGUGAAGUGCAGUGCUAGAGGUCUUGUAGAUGAUGGGAUGAAGAUACAGUGCAAACCAGACGAAUUACAACCGGAUGCUGCUAAUCACGGCGGGCUAGGGUUGCAUAAGUACUACUAGAAAUAUCUCAAUCAAGCAUGGUUUGAAUGUAACUCCGUACUUCUCUCCUUGCUUUCACGCCCCGCAUCAUCAGGUAAUGGUCAGCAAAUAUCUGUGCAUGUUGUCUUUCGAAAUGCUCAUGCGCCUGUGGACGGAUAAUGACCUG